Molecule: messenger RNA, 1644 nt
Organism: Episyrphus balteatus (marmalade hoverfly)
Lineage: Eukaryota; Metazoa; Arthropoda; Insecta; Diptera; Syrphidae
Exons: 4
Coding region: 1-1644 (547 amino acids)
Source: RefSeq, a predicted model, not a curated record
AUGAAAAGUACUGUUUUAGAAAUUCUUUCAUCGUUGAAUGACGAUUGUUCAGUUGGACCAGAUGGUGUUCCUCCAAUAUUAUUGAAAAACUGUAGAAACUCGUUAUCUAAGCCCCUUACGUAUUUGUUUGAACUUUCCAUCAAAUCUGGAAAAUUUCCCAUCAUUUGGAAAUCAUCAUUUCUAAUUCCAAUUUUCAAGAAGGGUGAUAAGACAGAUAUAAAGAAUUACAGACCUAUUUCAAAACUAUCGUGUAUUCCGAAGAUUUUUGAACAAGUUGUUUGUGAGAGUGUUGCAUUUUUCAGCAAGAAUCUAGUAUGUGAACAACAGCAUGUACAAUUUGAGCCAAAUGAUUUAUUUCUUCAACGACUUGUUGAGCAUUUACAACAUUUUCGAUUUUGUAAAAUUAUUUUUCUACUCGAGAAUUCUUCGGAACAACAACUGAAAAACGUUUUUAAUUUUUGUUGGAAAAAUCGUAUGGUGAAUGUUAUAGCAGUUUUUCAAGAUUUCGGGAUUUCAUCGACUUACUUCAGCUACAGCAAUUUUGGAAAGUUCCAAAUUGAAGAAUUCACCUGGAACCGAGAGCAAACUGCUGAUAUAUUUCCCAAUCAAAUGCGAGACGUUCAUGGUGAAAUAUUGUCAAUUCUCUUUGGAGGAGCAGAACCAGGAGUAAUAUUAUCAAAAAAUCCUAAAGGUGACACAAUAAUUAGUGGUUAUAUGGGAAACAUAUUCAAUGCAUUUGUAAAGAAGCACAAUGCCAAGUUAAAUACUUCAAAUGUCAAGACUUCACUUUCGCCUUGGGAAGUUCAUGAACUCGUGUUAAAUGGAACAAUUGAGAUAUCAGCUGCAACUGAUCAGUUCUCAGAAAUACAUUGGAAAUUCUUCUUUACACCUGGUUUGAUUUUCAAUAUUGAUUGUUUUCGUGGAAUGAUAGGACAAGGAAUAUUUGAAGCUCCCAAGGCUUCGUACAGUAAGAAAAUUAUCUAUUCGCUAAUAUUUCUACUGGGAAUUUUAAUGGUCACUACAUACGAUGCAUUUCUUCAAUCAUUCAUGACUGAACCACCGAAGGAAAAGAUGAUAAAAUCUUAUGAUGACUUACUUUCAUCAGGUUUAAAAGUCUACAUACUUAGAAGUGAAACAAAAUUUCUAUUUCUUCGCCGAUCCGAAUUUAUGCAAAAAUAUCAAAAUGUUUUUGAAGGAAUAGUUAAUCUUGAUAAUUUUACAAAAAUUCGAGAUACACUCAAUACUAAGCAUGCCUACACAUCAAAUAAUGCCAAAUGGAAGAUUUAUGAAAAUCAACGAAAAUUCUUUGGUUAUCAACUAUUUCGUUGGUCUGAAGAAUUGUGUCUGCUAAAAAGUGCACCAACUUCUAUUUCAAUGAAUGAAAAUUCAAUUUAUCGAAAUGUAUUAAAUUGGCUUCUAUUGCAAAUACAAUCUGCAGGAUUGAUGGAAUUUUGGACAAAAAGAGCAUUUUAUGAGUUGAUUGAAGCUGGAAAAAUUCAGAAGUUAAAUGUUACAAGUGAUUCGAAACUACGAGCUAUGAAAGUUGACGAUUUGAAAUGGAUUUGGAUAUUAUGGGGGAUGGCAUUGAUGAUUGCUGCUUUGUGUUUUAUUGGAGAAAUUUGUAUUUUUAGGUGGAAAAUGUAG